GGGUCAGCAUGAGAUACAUCCUCUCUGUUUCCCACUACCAAUCUGUCUAUUGCCCUAUAAGAACAGCCGCGCUUCCACCUGAUUUCCUCCCCUUUCCCUUCUCUUACCUCUCUCUUCUUCUCUUCUUUGAUGAUCUAUUGACAGAAAGAAAGAUGAACGUCUCCGUGGAUUAUUGCUGCUCUAGUCUUGUCCUGCUCCGCUUCCUGAAGGAGGCCGCCCUCUUAUUAUCUCUUGUAUUGAAAUGGUUCCUCGUCCCCUUCUACGCCUCCUGGCGGCCUAAUUCUUCUUCUUCCUCUCCCGACGAGGACGCCAAAGGAGCCGAGGCAAAGGCGCAGCACCGCGCCGCCGCCCGGGCGGUGCGGUCGGCCCUCCACGUCGCCUCCUACGGUGAGCUGGCUGCGGAGCAGGAAGCGAUUGCCACGUGCGCCGUGUGCCUAUGCGGAGUGGGGCUCGGGGACCGCGUGCGCGAGCUGCGCAGCUGCCGGCACGUGUUCCACCAGCGGUGCCUCGACCGGUGGCUCGACCACGACGAGCGCCUCAGCUGCCCGCUCUGCCGCGCGCCGCUCGUCGACCGGAGAGGGGUGGCGAUUCCGCCGCCGCCGGAGCCAAGCUGGGCCGUGGAGCGGCUGCUCUACCUCUUCGGGGAUGACGUCCUUAUCGCUGAUCCUACACACUCAUAGCUACGCCUGAGCUUGUUUAGCUGUGGCUAGAAAUAGAAUAUGUAGAUAUGAUAUUUGUAUUAGAUCUUCUUAUUGAAUAUCCAGAUUUUAUAGCGGUAAA
Zingiber officinale is the source of this 780-nucleotide messenger RNA. Its product is annotated as RING-H2 finger protein ATL47-like. The transcript has a single exon. The record is from RefSeq and is a predicted model, not a curated record. Gene Ontology annotation, biological process: protein ubiquitination. Gene Ontology annotation, molecular function: zinc ion binding; ubiquitin protein ligase activity. Lineage: Eukaryota; Viridiplantae; Streptophyta; Magnoliopsida; Zingiberales; Zingiberaceae. Bases 9 to 680 code for a protein of 223 amino acids.